Messenger RNA from Salpingoeca rosetta, 2286 nucleotides. RefSeq lists its product as uncharacterized. Gene Ontology annotation, cellular component: axonemal dynein complex; axoneme. Gene Ontology annotation, biological process: cilium-dependent cell motility; axonemal dynein complex assembly; regulation of cilium movement. Lineage: Eukaryota; Choanoflagellata; Craspedida; Salpingoecidae. The transcript is spliced from 17 exons. Bases 163 to 1983 code for a protein of 606 amino acids. The record is from RefSeq and is a predicted model, not a curated record.
CUUUCACAAUUUUUUUAAUUUUCAUUGGCAACAAGCAACGCAAAUCCCACAACACCAACCACAACCACAAACAGCACCCAGCACCUGUAGUCCCUCACAAGCUCGCACGACCAAACACCACAGCACCACAGCACCUCAACACAGCACACCAGCCGGCCAGUGAUGGCUGCAGAACUGACAGAGGAGGAGCGCGAACUCCUUCUCCAGAAAAAGGUGCUCGCAGAUCAGGAGAAGGAGAAGCGAACAAACAUCGCCACCAAGUUUCUCAAGGAGAAGCUGGCUCAAGAGGAGAAGAAUGCGCGCAUCAGCUUGAUGAAGAUCAACGCGCAAUGGCGACAGAUCAUGCGCGAUGCCAAAGCGGAUGAGAUUCGCAAGGAGCUUGAUAUCCUGUCGCAGGUUUUUGAGCGUGUGCUGGAUCGAAAAGAGAGCGUCAUCCAGUCUUGUCUUCGCGAUCUUGCAGAGGCUGAGCAACAGGAGCAAAUCACAACCAGAUCACACAUUGCCAACAUCGACAAGCUGAUUGACUUCCACCACGAAGUAGUUGAGCAGCUGCACCGCGGGUUCAAGGAAGAGCUGGAGGAACUGCGCCAGGAGUUUAUGCGAGAGCGGCGGCUGAUACUGGAUCAGCACGAGCGCGAGAUGACCGACAUCAAGGACAUUGUCUACGCCCUCCAGAUGCUGUAUGAGGACCGGUCGCAGGUGAACGAGAACGACUUCAACAGCCGGCGCGACGAGAUGCGCACCAAGAACCUCGAUGCGCGGACGACGCUGAAGGCGAGCCUCGAGUCGCGGCACAAGGACGUGUGGGACACGUUUGAGCAGGCCAUGAAGCAGUACGAGUCCUCCACGGCGGACAAGAGGGCCGAGUUUGAGCGCCUGCGCGAUCGCGACCGAAACGCGGCGGACCAGAUUGAGCGCAACAUGAAGCGGCUGCAGAAGCUGCAGGAGCGCAUCUCGAGCUUCAAGCAGCGGCUGCAGCAGAACGCAAAGGGCACGCUCGGCACAAACAGUGAGCUGCGGCGGGAGAAGGAUGCGAUCCGGAAGCAGGUGCACCAGCUCAAGCUGCACAUGAAACGCUCAAACGAACGCGACAAGCGCGCCCUCGUCACCAUCGCCGCUCAGGGGAAGGAGUGCCAGACAAAGCUGCAGAACAAACUGGAAAAGGCCAAGAAGGUGUUGUCGCUGGCGGAGGUGUGCAGCAAGAUGGAGACGGAGGAAGAGAAGGUGUUGCCGUUUUACCGGAGCACAAUCACAGACGAGCAGGUGGAGCAGGAGAUGGCUGCACACCAAGCAGAGGCUGGCCCAAGCAGCGCGGACGUGCGGGCCAUUGAGGGCAAGCUGGCGCCCGUUCGGGAGGAGGAGGAGGUGGAGGAGGAGAUGAAUGAGACUCAAGGCAGUGGCGACGCAGCAACGCAACAACAACAGCAGCUGCAGCAGGAGGAGGAGGAGGAGCAGGAGCAGGAGCAGGAAACAAGGCAGCAGGAGGGAGCGGAAGCAGAGCCGGUGCAAGGAGAAGCACAACAGAAGCAGCAGGAAGCAACACAGGGUGAGGGUGACGCUGGACAGCAGAGCCAGGCAGAACAAGCCGCGUGGGAGGAGCAGGGCGAGCUGCCCGGGCCGACGGAACUCCAUGCUGUCGCGUACAACCUGCGCAACAGACGCGUCAACACAUACGACGCCCUCCACCACUUCUGGAAGCGAUACAACAAGGUGCUGCUUGACAGAUUUGCGUUUGAGCGGGAGGUGUCGCAGUUGGAGGAGGAGAACGUGGAGCUUCGGACCAUUCUCAAGCAAUACCUCGACGGCAUUUCUGUCAACGAGGAAGUUCUGGAUGCAAACAACACCCUGCUCAUCGUCAACAACAAGACCAGCGCUCCACUGCGUGGUGUACCGGUUGGGGAUGCGCGUGUGCGUGGCGCUCGACCAAACGUGGUGGAGGCAGCAGAGGUCUCGCGCACAUACACCCGCAUGGCCACCAAGUAAAAAGCAGCAGCAACAACUGCACUCCUGCUUGCACUGAGUGUCCUUACCCCUGCAUCAACUUCCCCUCCCCCUCCUCCAUCAAUGUGCUUGCCUUGCCUGCUUGAUGCGAGCUUGAUGCGAGUGUCAUCACAUCAUGCGUUUGCACGCAAGCAGCACAACGACUGCCACCACCACUCGUAAAGAACAGCAUAAAAUGCCUGCAUGUAAUUUCUGGGGCAAUUUCCGUCAAUUUUCGAUGGUGCCACACCCCCUUCCUGGCAGCCAUUUUGUGGCCACUGCAACCAAUACAAGCAAGUAAGCAAG